CCACGGCGCCGGCUUCCGCCAAUGGGCGCGGCCGAGCCGAAAGAGAAACAGUGCGAGCCGCAGGCCUUGGGAUUCGAAUCGAACGUCCGCACGGAGCCGGCGCCGGCCGAGUGCGCGAACCAAUCAGCGGCUGCGGCUCGUGGCCCCGAACGUUGGGACCCUCCCCGCCCCGCGCCGUUGUUUGUGGUGUCGGCAACCGCGGGAGCCGGGUCACAACACUCGCCUGGCGGCGGGCGGCGGCGAGGUUCCAAGCCGCGGCGGCGGCGAGCACGAGCCCAGGACGCCGGCCUCCCGCGGCCGCCGAGCCAUGUCGGUGAACAUGGACGAGCUGCGGCACCAGGUCAUGAUCAACCAGUUCGUGCUGGCCGCGGGCUGCGCAGCCGACCAGGCAAAGCAGCUGCUACAGGCGGCCCACUGGCAGUUCGAGACCGCCCUGAGCACGUUUUUCCAAGAAACCAACAUUCCCAACAGCCACCACCACCACCAGAUGCAGAUGUGCACCCCCAGCAACACACCUGCCACACCGCCCAACUUCCCCGACGCCCUGGCCAUGUUCUCCAAGCUUCGUGCCUCCGAGGGCCUGCAGAGCAGCAACAGCUCCAUGACAGCAGCGGCUUGCUCCCCUCCUGCAAACUUCAGCCCCUUCUGGGCCUCAUCCCCACCCAGUCACCAGGCCGCCUGGAUCCCGCCCUCCUCCCCCACGGCCCACAGCUGCCACCACCUCCACCACCCACAGCCCACGUGGCCCCCCGGAGCACAGCAGGGGGGUGCCCAGCAGAAAGCCAUGGCUGCCGUGGAUGGCCAGAGAUGACACUGGAUGCCGCCGGGCACUGGGCUGGAGUGGGGGCAGUCCAGGGCCGUGGGGACACAGCAGGGGCAGGUUGGGGGGAAGCCGGGGUGGGUGGGGGUUUCCUGAAGAUCGCACUGGAAGAUUUUAUAGAAGAAUUUUUGUGGGUGGGUGGGGACAGUAAACUUCCUGAGCCACUUGGGUCCUUCAGGAGUUUCUCUUCAGGCAAGUUUUUUCUCUUUUUAAUAUAUAACUAUAAUAUAUAUGAAUAUAUAAAUAUAACUAAUGUAUGUGAGAACGGGGCUGGUCUGCCAGGGUGUUAGGAUCAGUAGGGAAGGGCCAGAGGGCCCUCCUCUUGGACCAGCACCCCUUCUCAGCCCAGUCCCAGGGCAGGUGUUUGGAAGCCAGGGGUGUGACCUUAAAGUCAUAAGGUGUCUGCUAGUCGCCUCGUUUCAAAGGUCACACCUGGAAUGGGGAGAGGAAGCCCACUGCGGCGCUCUCUGGGCAGCGGCUCCCAGUGGUGCCGGUGCUCGUGGUGGGAGCCCCUCUCCCAUCACACGGCUCCCCCGCCCCCGCCAGCGGCCGGCUCAGAGUCCCCAGCUGGGUGUGCAGGGCUUGUGCAGAACCAGAGCUGGCGUGGGUCCUGCCCAGGCUUUCAGGGACUUGGUCCUUCGCAGCCACCUGCCUCCCACUGUGUCCAGACCAGUCGGAUGACAGAGCAGAGAGCUGGCCUUUGGAUUUCGUUCCCAAAUCAAUCAUCUCACCAGGGUGAAAUUUUAAUUUAAAAAGUGAAGAGACUUUUCUAAGU
Messenger RNA from Manis pentadactyla (Chinese pangolin), 1595 nucleotides. It is a transcript of the gene UBALD2, whose product is annotated as UBA like domain containing 2. Bases 308 to 811 code for a protein of 167 amino acids. The record is from RefSeq and is a predicted model, not a curated record. NCBI's taxonomy places the organism in Eukaryota, Metazoa, Chordata, Mammalia, Pholidota, Manidae. Gene Ontology annotation, molecular function: protein binding. The transcript has 3 exons.